Malaclemys terrapin pileata is the source of this 7278-nucleotide messenger RNA. RefSeq names its product tripartite motif containing 44 (gene TRIM44). Gene Ontology annotation, molecular function: zinc ion binding. The record is from RefSeq and is a predicted model, not a curated record. Lineage: Eukaryota; Metazoa; Chordata; Testudines; Emydidae. The coding region runs from base 369 to 1181 and encodes 270 amino acids. The transcript has 6 exons.
GUAGCUGCUAAUGUGUAUCGGGCCCUACUGCUUCGUUUAGAGCAGCAACUGGGAUCCCAGCACCCUGCUCAUCAAAACUGAGGGGGGAGAGGUUAUUUUGGCUUGUUAAAUCCCAGUUGUUCAGAAGGUGGGAGGCGCAGGGGAUCAGGCUGGGAGCUCAGCCAGGAAUAGAAGGAGAGGGAUUGUAGCUGGAGACUAGGAAGCAGAGUAACUGGGCCGUUCAAGUGUCGCAGGGCAGAGAACAGCUGGAGGCUUGUGCUGGAAGGGGGGAAGCUGCUUCCCAGCUGAGAGCUGCCGCAGGGAAGUGACCAGGAGGAGUAGGGGGCUGCGGCACCAGCCAGGCCAGGCCGCCCUGGGAGAGGCUCGCCAUGGCCUCUGCGAAGGGGGAGCGCGCCGAGGAGCUUCCCCCCGACGGCACGUGCGAUGUCUGCGAGCCCGAUGAAGCCGAGAGCGCGGUGGGGGUGUGCGAGGAGUGCGGCUUCUCCUUCUGCCAGCCCCACGCUAAGGAGCAUGGCCAGAAGUACGCGGCCCACCACCUGCGGGGCCCUGCCUCGGGCCGCGACGAGGCGGGGGAGGGCGAGGAGGCGGGGGAAGAGGCGCCCAAGCUGGAGCGGAAGAAGUGCGAGGAGCACGGGCAGGAGCUGAGCCUGUACUGCAAGGAGCACGAGAAGAUCAUCUGCGUGCUGUGCGCCGUCACCGGCACCCACCGGCAGCACCAGCUCAUCACCCUGGAUGAAGCCUACCAGACCAUGAGGAAUAGAGAACCCGUUGACCUGAAGGUGGCCAUGCUGGAGAUGGUGGAAAGGUUAAAGUUCAAGUGUGCAGACCCUAAAGUGACUCGGAGUGAGAUGAAACUGUGUGUUCAGCAAGAGUUUGACACUGUACGGCGGCUGGUCUGUGAGGAGGAACGGAAAGCUCUCCACCUAGUGGACCUCCAGGAAGCGGUGGCCACUGCUCAUGUGACAGAGGUGCUGGCGGAAAUCAACGUCCACAUGGCAAAGCUGAUGACUGAGAUGGCAGAGAUCAGAAGGCAGCUGAACACCUUCAAUGAGUUAGCCCUGCUCAAGCCUGAGAGCAACGAUGAGGAACCCAGAGCUAAUCCUUUCCCUCCUGCCUCUCCUUCCCGAGGGAACAGGCGAUAUGAUGACAAGGACCCAUCAUCAGCUAACGGGCCCUGCUGAGACAAGACGGGUUUGGCUGCAGUGGAGACGUUACAGAAGGAUCCUCUCCACACAGACUCCAUGUGAUGAUGAGAAUGCAGGAAGAGUGUCUUAAGUCACACAACUGCAGCACAAGCAGCAGCAACUGUUUCCUCCCUUUACUUUGCUGUGUCUAUGGAUCUCCUAGAUAAAAAUGUGAUCCUUCCCCACACCUGUCCUUUGGGAACACACUUACUGUCACGCCUAGCAACAUAUUUGCCAAUCCGCCUUUUCUUAGGAGGACAAAUAUCCUGCAAAGAUAUGACGCUGGGCUUUGAAAAUGUGGAGCCAGUAAUUAAAAUGAAGAAUGCAGUACAGUAGAAAGUAGAAAUGAGAGUCUAAAAGCCACAGUGGUGUUUUUACUGAUGGGGGUUAUUGAAGACUUCAGUUUAAUAAUUCAGUGCAGCUAAGAUUAAUAAAUGGUAUGAGGUGGAAAUGGUCUUUCAAGAAGAAGGAUUGGAGUGGUAUGUUAACUGUUUAAUUUAGUGUGUUCUGAAAAAUGCUGUAUGAAACACUGUAUAAUAACUGGGCACAGUCCUAAGGUUUCUCAGCCUUGUAGUGGGGAGAAUGUGUAUCAUGAAUGACGUUUAUGCCUCAUGAGUGAGGCUGUCUGAGCACAAGCUAGAGAGUCACGAAUGCCAGCUCUGACACUGGCUUCCCGUAGGGCUUCCUGCAAGUCUCUUCAUCUCUCUAUCUGUAGCAUGGCAUUGACUUUCAUUUUCCAGGACAGAGGGCUGCCACAGGGAACUCCCAUAAAGCGCUCAUCUUCAGGUUUCCCACUUGUAGCAAGUCACAGCCCCUGAGCACUUGAUAUAUUGUCAUUCCCUGCCACCCCUAUCUUAGCCUCUUUGCUCCACCUGUCUGUAAUGUCAGUGAAUUCCAGUCCUGCUUAAUGAAAGGGCUUCAGGAAACGUAGGGUAAGAAGUUAGAUGGGGGUCUAUGCAGCUUAGAGGCUCAUUCUGCCACCACAUACUACAGGUCAUUGGCCCAGAUCUACAAAGGGACCUAGGUGCCUAAAUACUUAUUCAUUAGGCCAGAGAGAGAAAAAUGACAGUCGCCUGGUGGAUACGGGUAUCCAACAGGGUGGUGGGAGACCCAGAGUCCAGUCCCCCUGCUCCAGUGAACUUUUAACUUACCCAAAGUGGAACAGCUUCAACAGGAGAGAUUACAGGAGCCCCUGCCCUCCCCAUUAGAAUAUCCCAUAGCUCAGUAGUUAGAGCACUCUCCCGAGAAGUGCUUGUCCCUGUUCAAAUCUUUUCACUCCCUCAGGCCAAGGAGGAAAUCGAACCUGGCUCUCCCACAUUGCAUCUAACCAUUGGGCUAAAUGUUAUAAGGGAGCUGCAUGCCUUGGGAACAAUGAAACUGUCAUCCAGUAUGGGGAGGCUCAUGAGAAUAGUGACUAGACCCUUCUGAGGAGCUGUGAGCUCACUCCUGUGAAAGAUAAGAAUGCCUAAAAGCCAUGCCUUAUUCAGGCCUCUGAUUCAUCGAGGUACUUUUAAGCAGUGAGCGGUCCCUUGACUUCCUCCUCCUCCUCCACUGUUCUCCCAUUCCUCAUUCCAAAUGUCUCCUGGCCAGUGUUAAAUUGAUUGAUUGAUUACCUUGCUACUCUAGAGAAGAUUUGGGGAAAAUCUUAUUUCCUGGCCAUACUUAAGAUCUUUUUAUAUACUACAGCCAUACUGCUGGGGGUACAAGUGAUCUAAUGAAUUUACUGUCAGGGAUGUGGGAUGUCAUAAUAUGCAUGCACAUGUUACCCUGGCCUUCUCAAACAUGUGCCCAUAUAUUCUCCAGGUACCUCUUGCACUAUCAUACAUUUAGUUUAUGCCGCUCAGUUUGUUUAGUUUUGACUUAAAUAUAAACAAACCAAUAAAACCUCUGCUUUCUUUUUCCCAUUUGAUCAUUAAUUAUUAUUGAAGAACUGGGCCAAAUUCACUACUGAUGUAAACCGAUCCAAUUCCAUUGAAGCCAGUGGAGUAAUCCUGCUUACAGUAGUGGUCAGUUGGGCUCCAUGAGUUCAAUGGUGUAGAUGGAAUUAAUGACUUCCUAAGGUGCAGUAUAAUGUGUCAGUUUCUAGAAUAGCUUGAAAUUGAAUAUCAAGCUUUGGGAAACAGAUGGGUUACUGGUAGGUAUACAUAUAGCAACAUCAAUGGAACCAGGCAUGUGCAUAAGGGAAGCAAAUGUGGCCCUGAAUCUCUAAACAACAGAAUCCAUCCAGUAAACAGGAUUGUCACAAAUCUCAGAAUUUCACAGGAUUGUUUUUAUUAUGAUUAUUAUUUUUUUAAACAGCUCCCACGGGGAGGUUUUUUUUUCCUCUUCAGCAGCACAGGGUUUUGCAGGCUACACCAUUUAGAUAGAAUUCAAGCGGAAAAGAUACUUGAAUCUCUGAGUGAAACGAAUUUUUACUUCCUAAAAUUUUUUUUUAAAUUUGCAUAAAAAUGAAGACCAUCAUCCAGAAACCUGUUAUACAAAACUCAAUAAUCUAGACAGAAAGAGGCACUGCAAUAUAUUUUUGGAAAGGUUUCUGAUCUCUUUUGCAGUCGCAUGCUGUCUAGGACACCUGGUAAAAACUUGAAGAGGGGAGAGCAUUAAAUACAGAGCAAUGGCUUGUACAGAAUGGCCCAUGAUUUCUGUUUUAUGCAUUUGAUCAAUUUAAAUCCUGUGAUAUUUCCCAUGAUUGCUCCAGCAGCUUUCCAUAAGCUACACAGUGCCAUAUUAGUCCUUCAGCAUAAGAAUUACAUUGUUCCCAUUUUGUUCUUAAGCCAUACUGUGGAAGUGCAGAUGUAUUAUUCAGAUUGGAUUGAAUUAUGUUUUGAUUUGACAUGUGCUGCAGUGCUCACAGAAAUACCAAGUAAGCCUUUAUCAGGGGAGCAGGUAACAGCUUCUGUAAUGAAUCAGGAGCUGAAUAAAGGUGACUGGUUGCUAUCCAAACAGAAGAAAAAGUUCCUUUUUAGCAUGGCUCAUUAAAAUGAUGGUGCACCCAAGUGGGUAAUAGCAGCAGAAGAGAAAUCCUGUAGGUAUCAGGGCAUUAAUACAACUACAUUGGAAAGGAAUAGCUGAAAAGACAUUUAAUUCCCAUUGCUUUGCUCCCCACACUCCCUGUGUUUUAAACAAGUGCCUCUGCCACUGGGUUGCAAAGAUGGACAAAUCAAAGUACUUUAUGGACAUAAAUUAAUCUCAAAACUACAUUUAUCUCACAACCUCCCUGUAAGAUAAAUUAUUGUUAUCCUUAUUCGACAGGUCAGAAAACUGAAGCAUUAAACAGCUAAGUGACUUGGCCAAGGUCCCUCAGUGACAGAGGGGGGAAUAAAACCCAAAGCUCCUGACUGUCUAGUUUUCUAACCACUACCCAACAAGAUCAUUCUUGUGUGAUUCUCUUCCCUGCAGUUUGCAUUAAUAGGAACCUUGCUGUAUCCUGCCCUGAAUGUGUAGUAGUUAAUGUCUGAUGCAGUGUUUAGAACAAACACACAGCAUCUAGGCCAAAGGAUUAAAAAUAUUAAACUCAUGGACAUACUGGAAACUCAGCUGAUGUUAGUAUGAAGCAUCUUUGGCCGUCCAGAUAGUGCUGUAUAUUUUUACAUAGACAUUAGGCUUGUACCAUUGCAGCCUUAAAUAUAGUUGCAGGUAUUUUUCUCCAACCAAGGAAAGCCUGGCUCCUAUUUUUGCCAUUUAUGCUAAAAUGCAUAACGCUAAAAGACACUCCCGUCAAUAAGGCUGCUUAUAUAAAAUUCCCUUUGCUGCAGUUCCGGCAACAGAACCAUUGCAUUAUAAUAGAGGUUUCAACUCCCAUGCUGCAAAUAUUGCACAGCUUUUGGACAAAUCUGUCUUCCUCAUUUAGCUUUGGCUCCUACGAAGGAGGAUGAUUGGAAUGCCAAUUAAUCUCCAUAAAAGCCACAAAUCAAGCCCCGUCAUAACUAAAGAGUGCUCAAUGUGGUGUCAUCAUUACUUACCUCUGGGUGAACAUGAGAAGUGGGGCACUCAAUCCGGGCCUAAUUGCAAGUGUCACAAAUUACUUGUAGUUGAGAGAUUAGCUCAUUAGUUGAGGGCCUUUUGCACUGGGAGCCCCAGAAAUUCUGAUGCUAUGUGGCACUGCAGGAAUGGAGUGAGAAGAAAACAUGCUUCUGAAGCACCCAAAAUCACAAACAGUAGGAUCUCUCUUCAGGUCUUGCUGUGCCACUCUGAUGAUUAGCUAAAAGAGGAGAGGAUUCCCUGGGUAGAGCCUUCUCUACUACAAUCCAUAUCCCACCAUCUAUCUUUAUUUAGGCCCUGAUUCUGCAACGCUCUUAAGCCUAUGCUUAACCUCAAGUAUAUGCUUAAGUCCCAUUGAAGCUAAUCAUGUGUUUAAGUGCUUUAUGUAGAAACUACCACUGAUUAAUAACUACUCUUGUUCAGUUGCCAAAUGUUCAUCACACAAGCCACAGGGGAAAGCUAUUACACAUGACUGCCUCAGGGCUUCUUGAAAAUUAAUACAAUUUGCAGUUUCUCAAUGAAAAAUGGCAUGGCUAUUUUUUUUUCUCUUUCCAGAUCUUUGAUCAGUCAAAUCAGUUUCCACUCAUUUACUUUUGAGGAGGAGGCAUGCUUUGAGUAUGCACCUGGAAGUCAGGACUUUGAGUUCUAAUUCCAACUCCGGCCUUAGGCAUGGCAUGUAACCACUCAGUGCCUCAAUUUCCCCAUUUGAAAAAUGGGGUUAAUGAUAAAAGGGUGUGGUGGUAAAUUCUGUUCAAGUGCUUUCAAGAUGGAUAACUAUGUAAAUGUUUGGUUUGCUUUUUGCUAUCUAAGUCUUUUCCUUUCUUCAGUCUCUUUAGACAAAAAUCAUACAUGCCUCAGGCUCCACAGAGUAAAGCUAAUUUUUUCAUAACAUGAUUGUUUUAAAAUCCUAAUCUAUGCCCAAUGGCUCUUAUUUUAAUAUAGUCCCAGGUUAAUUGGACUGGAACAUAUGUAUAUUUGCCAACAAAGUAUAUCUAAAAUGUUCUCUCGUUAGUUAUUGAGAAAAUAAUCUGCAAACAGUCAUAACUAUGGUCCUUGUCCUACAAUCUGUUCUGUACAGGUGGACCUCGGUUCCCAUGCUGACCCCUGUUGAUGCACAUGCACAAGCAGGGAUUCACACUAUUUGAUCCAUUUGCAGGACUGGGCCCAAAUUGUGAAGUCCUUCCUUGCUUUUCUGUCCUUUUUCAGGCAAACAUUAUUAAAGGGAAUUUGCCUGAAGCAAGGCUACAUGUCAGGGUGAGGAUUUCAGGACUUUGACCCUUGGUGAGGGCAGAUAGGUGCCUCAAUGGGAGUUAAUCACCUAGGUGCUUUUGAAAAUCCCACAAGGCACGUAAUAGUUAAUGGAGAUAUCCUAUCUCCUAGAGCUGGAAGGGACCUUAAAGGUCAUCAAGUCCAGUCCCCUGCCUUCACUAGCAGGACCAAGUACUGAUUUUGCCCCAGAUCCCUAAGUGGCCCUCUCAAGGAUUGAACUCACAACCCUGGAUUUAGCAGGCCAGUGCUCAAACUUCUGAGCUAUCCCUCCCACUACACCUUUAUGUUCCUAAAUGCCUUUAAAAAUCUGGCCCCUACUCAACUCACAUAUACAGUGCUCAUUGGGGGGGGGGGGAGAUAAUUACAUCCACACAGAGGGUCAGAAGGCACCUAUUUGCAUUUUUAGGCACCUAACACCUGUUGGUUUCAGUAGGCAUUAAGUACCUAAAUACCUUUCAGGAUUUGAGUCUUAAAUACCUUUGGAAAUCUGGCUCUACGUCCCUUCUGUGUCAGGUUGGGCUGUUAGACCUUGUUUACUUGAAAUAUUUAAAACAACCCUCUUUAAAAACAACACCAUUUGUAGUAUUAUAUUUCAAUUACAAAGCUUGUUAAAAGGGGGAAGGAUCUGUAUCUCCAAACUGGAAAACCAGACAGUGUCACAUUGGUUUGAUUUUUGUUUUCAGGAGAAUGCAAACAUUACUUUAAUGUAAAGGACAAAUCAAAUCCCAUGAGGUAUUAUCGACAUCAGCACUAUCACAAGGGAAACCAUGCAGACUCUGUUUUAGCUUAGGAUGAGCUUUGUAAUAUACAUAAUUCUUAAUAAACUGGAAAUAUUGCUUUUUUUGCA